AUGGCUGCAGCCGCCGCGCCGCAGCCGGGCUCGCCGAGGCAGCAGCGGCCCCCCCCGGCUGUCACACGGCAGGAUCGGCGCUGCCCCCGCGGGAAGGGGCCGCUCCCCGGCGGGGGCUGCGAGCCGAGCGGCUGCUGCGCUGCCCUCCCCGCCUGCCCCGGCCCGGGAGGCGGAAAGCGGCGGCGCACGGGGGAGCGCAGCGCUCCCCGCCCGUGGCUCCUUCCCGCGGGUGCAAAGUCCCGCGUCCGUCCGCCCUUCAGCGCGGGGCUGCCGGGAGGAGCGGUGAGCUCGGGAGAAGGCGAUCCGACUGCGCGGGAGGAGAUGCGACUGCUGCCCGCUCAGGUCCUCUGCUUGUUGCAAUUCAAUUCAGUAAACAGACAGAAGAGUAACAGAAAGUGGGGAACUUUCUGUUCAGCGAGUAAGCAGAGCUGUGCAGACGUCUGCAGGGUGCAAUGAGCGCCAGAGCUGACAGCAAGGUAGAACGGGCCCUGGCAGCUGGAAACAGGAACAAAAGCAGAGGAAGAGGGAGAAGAAGCUGUCCUCAUGCAGUGACAAAGUGUAGUGACAGGGCGCUGGUGGAACUGCAGCCUGAAAUCCAUAUCCUUCCCUGUGCAGUUUUGUAACCUGCAAAAUGCGGGCCAGUACAAAUUCCUGUAGUGGAUUAUUUAAUGAUUAUAGAAUUUCAUGUUGGCCUUUGCACACUGAUAUCCCAUUUGUAAUUUGUUCCACAUGUUCACACUGAAAUUUCUUACAGUUACAGUUAUCUUCAGAGGAGGGAAUUGCCUAUCAGUCACUCCAAGCCUGCUGUCCCCCAGAAAAGGGUAAUGACAUAACCUUGAAGGGUCAUGUUGCAGGCAAGAGCCAGUAAAAAGCCACACAAAAUAACCAGGUGGGAUGUUUGCAACUUGUUUUUAAUCUACAGACUGCUAUAGAACAUAAGGUCUAAGAAAAAAGUAGGUUGUGUUGACCCUUCCUCCCAAGGGAGAGGUCAUGAAGACUAAAAUGCUCCUCUAAGAGGUGGAAACUCUACAGCAUGUGUAGAGUUUGAAAUCCUAACAGCACGAGAGAGAGGCAUCCCUCUGAGACAAUCUCUGGCAAGUAGUAAAAAUUUUUUUUUUUCAGAUAUGGGAUCGGUUUUAGAAGUUGGUGCCUAUUUCAGAUAUGAAUACCUGAGUUUUACUUUAGCAUGGCUGAAUUUAAAUGAGAUGGAGAUAGCUAGCCACCAAUAAGGCAUUCCUCAGCCAAAAGCAGGACAGAUCUUUGAGCUGGAGCCCUGGGACACUUCAAAACUCAUCCUCCAUGACAUCAAGAGAGUCCCAAAGGCUGCAUAGGUCUGCUAGAGGGUUGGUAUCACAGGUGUGAGGGGUAGCCCAAGGGACUUUUGAUGACAUUAGAGGCUCUCUGGCAUGCAGGGAGGUAUAAGGCAGUACACUUGAACCACCAAGGUCACAACGCUCUGUGGAAGCUCAUGCAUGAAUAGGCACAUUGUAUUAGAGUACUGGGUUUAGAAAACAUGUUAGUAGUUGUAUAAACUUUCUUAUCUCAUUUAGUAAAUGCCCAAGUGGGGAAACACUAGAUGUUUACAUAAUGAAAUAUGAAUAUUGCUUUCACUGUUUUGAAGA
Onychostruthus taczanowskii (white-rumped snowfinch) is the source of this 1622-nucleotide messenger RNA. RefSeq names its product translation initiation factor IF-2-like. The transcript has 2 exons. The record is from RefSeq and is a predicted model, not a curated record. Lineage: Eukaryota; Metazoa; Chordata; Aves; Passeriformes; Passeridae. Bases 1 to 456 code for a protein of 151 amino acids.